CUUUAAUAAGACACCGGAACUGAUUGUGUUGUGUUCCGUGUGUUACGAUUUACAACUGUAAAGAGAGAACGUCCAGACUGCGAUGAGACCCCAGCACAUAAUUUGUACAUUGCGUAGUGGUGUGAGGUGCUGGCAACAUCGAAGUGUUUUGGGAACGGUUUUACAGGUAGAGGCCUUGGAAUUUCGAAGCGUGCGCUCUCGGUCCACCUCGGCUGGCCCUGUCAGAUCCAUGGAGGAAAUACUGACGAGGGUUGUGGUACCAUUACCUACAUAUGAGACGAGAGAGAAGUCCCCGCCUCCCCCAGAAUCGAACAGUGUGGAAUUUAUGCAUUUCUACAGAAGCCUUGAAAAGGAAGAGAAGUCACAAUUACUGGCAAAGUUGUCACACGAUUUUGGUGUUGACCACAAAGGAGUUUCAGAGCUAGCAGGGAAGCUGCUCGACACUCAACAAAGGGACUUGGCUACAAUACUGCAAGUAGAGGACAGGUUACGAUACAGUCUGACUCCUCGCUAUAAACAAUUGCUUAAUCACAUAAGUAGGGUGGAAUCGGGAGUGAAGUUUCUGGUUGACCUACGUGCAGAUCUGCUUGAAAUAAUAUCAUCUAAAGCAAGUGACAGUCCUCAUAUUCGGGACCUGAAUGGCACUCUGAAGAGUCUGCUGUCUGAGUGGUUCUCUGUGGGUCUGCUGCGUCUGGAGAGGAUCACCUGGCAGUCCCCCUGUGAGAUACUGCAAAAGAUCAGCCAAUACGAAGCUGUGCACCCUGUGAGAAACUGGACAGAUAUAAAGCGUAGAGUUGGGCCGUACCGUCGCUGCUAUGCCUUCACCCACGCUGCCAUGCCAGGGGAGCCAUUGGUUGUCCUGCAUGUGGCACUCACAGAGGACAUCUCUGAUAACAUACAGAGUAUCGUGAGAGAAUUUGCUACCCUGGACUCGGAGGAGGAUGUGAGCAAAGUCAAUACAGCAGUGUUCUACUCCAUCUCCUCCACCCAGGCUGGCCUGCAGGGGGUGGAGCUAGGGAACGUCCUCAUCAAGAGAGUUGUGCGGGAGCUACAGAGUGAGUUUCCCCACAUGUCCCAGUUCUCCAGCCUGUCCCCCAUCCCGGGCUUCUCCUCCUGGCUACAGGGCCUGCUCAGCCAGCACCGGAAGGAGGGCCGCGUGGAGCUGCUAACGGACUGCGAGUGGGGGAAGGUGGCAGAUGUCACAAACACAACCCCUGAUACCAACGUCCUGGAUGCCCUGCGUAAGCUGAUCAGCACCGGUGACUGGACCCGUUCUGAACACCUGGUCCACAUCCUGGAGCCCGCCCUGAUGCGCCUCUGUGCCUGGUACCUCUAUGGAGAGAAGAGGCGUGGCUAUGCCCUAAACCCUGUGGCCAAUUUCCACCUGCAGAAUGGCGCCACCAUGUGGAGACUGAACUGGCAUGCAGACACCAGCCCGCGUGGAGUGGCCAACUCCUGUGGCAUCAUGGUGAACUACAGAUACUUCCUGCAGGAGACCACGUCCAACAGUGCUGCCUACAUGCACAAUAAAAUCAUCACAGCCACAGAGCAGGUGCUGGGCUUGGUCUCACAGUUUCAGAAGAACAGCAAACUCUGAGCUCCAUGGACACAUAUGUACACCCACACUUGGUAUUAAAGAUGCCUCUAGGUCCAGGACUUGCUGGCUUCAUGGUGGCUCUGAUCUAAUUUGCCAAAACAAAAUGCUUUGAAAAGCAUCAGGACAAUUUGUGGCAUGAUAUCAGUUGUUGUUCUAUUCUUUUUGCAAUCUAGCCCAUGUAGUGCAUGGGUUUUACUCUCCCUUCCUUCCCGAGGUGGGUAUGUAGUGUUAUCAUUGCCGAUAGAGACUCCCAGUGUUUUAUGGUGUGAGAGGCUGCAGCUAAUGAAGCGAGAGACAUUUAUCAGGUCGUGCCAUGUUUCUGCUUGACAAUGUGUGAUGCUGUAGCACAGCAAAUAGGCUGCAGAGCUAUUGGAAUAAAUUAUGUAUUUGAUUCUUUAAUUUGGCUGAUCUGUGUGGGCGUGUGUACAUGUGCAAAGCCGUGCGGGUGAAAAAUACAUAACACUGACACCCACAUUGUAUAGAAUUAUGUAGAACAAAACAGUACCAUAUUAUCAUCUCAUUAUCUCUUGGCCCCGAUUGUCACCCGACAAUCUCUACAAAUCAGUUAUUUACUGAAGCUCAAUCAAGCUAUUAUUUAAUGAGCUGUGCUCUCAAGAGAUUUUAACAUUUUUAAUUUAUCUCUGUAUGUAAAAUGUGUAAUUUUCUGCAAAAGUCAUUCACACCAAAAUGUGUAGGGUCUCUGUAGUUGAGACCAUAGUCCUUGCUAUGUUUGCCACCUGCCAACACUCAAGCCUCCCUAGAGACCAAUCUCUGAUGUACUGCUACAUCAAAAUACUGAAACUAAGUGGGAUUCCUAUCUGCCCCACUCCAUUGUUGCGAAAUAAUAUAUCACGGCAAGUUGACUGUGAAAUUACAUUUUAUCUCUCAACGGAGCCUAACUUUUUUUCAGAGCCAGCCACACUGUCCCUGAAACUAAUGAAGUGAGAAAUAAAGUUUAAAUAAAUGGAUAGAUUUAUGGAAUUCACUUUAAAGCAGGGGAGGGAAUCAGUGAGCAUAAAAUGACAGUGUUUAAAGGAUGCCCUUGAGAAAGCAUUCCUCUUGUGAAACAGACAGGAAGAGUGAACACUUGUGAGGAAUGCAAAGUCCAAGGAGGUCACACCGUUCCACCACCAUGGACAGGAGUUUCCAUGGAAAUGGUAACAUUAAAAUAAAAUGUCAUGCGCCGAAUACAACCGGUGUAGACCUUACUGUGAAAUGCUUACUUACAAGCUCUUAACAUACAGUGUAAAGUAACAGUAGAAUUACAUAACAAUAUGAGGCUAUGGGGCUCCUGAGUGGCUCUCAGUGCUAGAGGUGUCACUACAUACUCUGGUUUGAUUCCAGGCUGUAUCACAACCUGUCAGACAAGAGAAAAUAACUAUACAACAUGUACAUAAUGCUUUAAUUGAUUUGAUGUGUGAAUGAAUAUGUCAAUGGUGUAAAUGUAUAAUUAGUGUGAGGGAUGCGAGAGAGCGUGGUCAUGUUAUUGCCAUUCAUUAUAGGCUGAUACAUUUAAUUUGAGGAGAGUACUGCAUGAUAGGGGAUAAUCUUAGAAGCACUUGAGAAUCCCAUAGAAAAGCUGAUUUAUUCUAGGUACCUCUCAAAGGAUUACUAGAUCUGUCAGUCACAGCAUUACAUUAGUAUUGAAGUCCUGUAGACCCAUCUCACUCUCUAUUCAGAAUCCAUCUCAUGUGGCACUUGAUGCUGCCACACACACACACACAUACCCACACACACAGCUUUCUUCAACAGUACUCAAAGGGUGAUUACUGACUAUGACAGCUAUGGUAAACCUGUAUGGAAUGGAAACAUACACCUUGUGUUUUUGUCAAUAUUAAGGUAUAAGGCUUUCAUUUUGCUACUUUGUAAUUUUCCAAAGAAAAUGCAAACUGAGCUGUACAAGGUGAAUGUGUUGGCAUGAAGAUGCAGAUGUGUUGUGAAAUAUGAGGCACUGCUGGCCACACUGACGACCUGGAGAUAUGUCACAACAUUCUAAUCAACACGACUCCAGCUGCCUGCCAAAUCCACAUGAUCAUUUAAGGGGCCAUUUGUUAAUAAGCAUUUACAGCCAGAUUGGAUUAGUUGCCACUUUACACCCUUUUUAAUGGCUUCGAUCUGCCACUACACUUAGGCAAGGCACAUACACUACAAAGUUAUUUUCAAUAUCACAGCACAUACAUCAACCCUCAUGUUCCUGCUCUUGAUAUGAAUAUUGUGUGUCUAACAUUAAAUAUAGUGAAUAUGAGAAUGAGCUGACCAUAGUCAUACUGCCUGGUCCAGUCUAAUGUCGAGUGGACAGCCUGUCUAAUCCAAAGCACCUGUAAGUAAUGCCAUCUUUCUAAACCUGAUGCAUGUUGAGGACCUGAUGAAUAUGGAUAUCAAAAGUUAAUAUUCCUUUUACAUCUAAGUAAAUAGCAUAGCAUAAAAACAUAAAGUAAAUUCUUAGGUUACAGGUAUCAUUCUCCUAAAUCUAUGAUCAUGACAUUAUCUUCUAUUAAUUAUAUGCUAACAGACCAGACAAUUUCAAUUAUGUUCUCUUUACAAAUUAAUCAGAGCCAUAAUAUUCCAUGCAGAUAAUAGGAGUUUAAUCCAUAUUUUGACUCCAGGCCUGUCCCACUAGGCAAAGAUGUCAAUUCAACAUAUAUUCCACGUUGGUUCAACAUAAUUUCAUUGAACUGACGUGGACUAGGUGAAAAAUCUGUCAAUGUGCCCUUGAGCAAGGCACUUAACCUUAAUUUCUCAUGUAAGUCGCUCUGGAUAAGAGCGUCUGCAAACUAAACUGUAAAUGUGAAACAACGUUGAUUCAACCAGUGCGUGCCCAGUGGGGUGUGUGUGUGUACAGUCUAAUUACUGACUACCAUUGAAAUGGACUGCAAAGGGGUGCCAGUACUGAGUGCUUAAUGUUAUUUAUUUUUGCAUUUUCACAAUGCAGUAGCGAGGUGCAUUUAGAAAAGGCCAAAUAAGCCAAAUAGUCAAUUAACACAACCCUCCUGAUUACAAUAUGUUGAUGAUGUUGCCAUCUUUCGCUCUUUCCUCAAUGGAAAGGAAACAAGAUAUUGAAAUUAGCAUAGUAAUUUGUAAAAAGGAAAUACUGUAGACGUUAAAUAAAUUGUGGUUUUUCAGAAAGAUAAUGUUUAAUUAAAAUGCUAAGCAUUAGCAUUUUAUUCUCCCCCUAACUGCACAUUGAAGUUGGUGUUUUCAUUUGGUUAGGUUCUAUGUGCCCGCCAUUCUGUCUCUAAUCACAAACCUAAAUCCACAGGGUCUCCUGAGGGUUAGGCCAUGCUACGGAAGUAAUUAAGUCAAAGAAUUCAACAAGGGAAAAAGGCCUCGUUGUUUGCCUUUCUUUUCCUCUUUUUAUUCAAAAGGAAAAUAGUAAAAGAGAUACUGUGUGGAAAUUGUAAGCUUUGAAAAUAGUCAGCCCAACAAUUAGCAUAAUUAUUGGGAGAUUUUGGACAUGAUCAAACUGCUGUCUUGAAGUUCUGUUAAUCCUGUUCAUGGAAAAUAGAAAUGUGCAGCUAUGAGCAUAAACACUGACUCUACGAAUAAAAGCUACUGUAUGGAAUGUUU
Oncorhynchus kisutch (coho salmon) is the source of this 5164-nucleotide messenger RNA. Its product is annotated as malonyl-CoA decarboxylase, mitochondrial. Gene Ontology annotation, molecular function: malonyl-CoA decarboxylase activity. Lineage: Eukaryota; Metazoa; Chordata; Actinopteri; Salmoniformes; Salmonidae. The record is from RefSeq and is a predicted model, not a curated record. The coding region runs from base 83 to 1597 and encodes 504 amino acids. Gene Ontology annotation, biological process: fatty acid biosynthetic process; acetyl-CoA biosynthetic process; malonyl-CoA catabolic process. The transcript has 5 exons. Gene Ontology annotation, cellular component: peroxisomal matrix; mitochondrial matrix.